AACCGGAGGUGAAAUUCACGGCUAUCACAGCUGUUUGGAUUUUCAUUCAGUGAACCACCAGCGAUCCGUGGACCAGACUAGUACUACCGCAGUACCGCAGUCUUUAGUAGUACUAAUAAUCGGUGGUAUAGUACCGGCGAACCACAAAUUUCAAACCGCGUGACAUUCGUCAAUCAGUGGCUGAUAUUUUCGAGUGACCUUUUGCCUUUUAGUGUUGUUGAACAUUUUGUAGUACCUUAAUCUUUCUUCAACUUCGAGAUGAAGUUGAUAGGGGCGUUGCUGCUGCUUUCGUUGAUCAUUAUCAGGUGCCACAGCGUCCAAAUGCCCAAAACCACAAUGACUCGAACAGAACUCAAAGUAUCUCGAAGCUUAGAUCCUAAAACCACUGAAACUUUAAACGUGGUAACCAAAGACGGAGGCGUGGCUCAACUUAUCAUCAAGCGAAGAGAUUCUAAAGCCAAGACCAGUAGCUAUCCAAACCCAGCUGAAAGUUAUAAAAUUAACUUUUAUAACGAUUAUAGCGACGAAAAACCAGUGUAUGACGAGCUGAGGAAUCCUAAGGUGAUCGAAAAUAAGGGUGUGGUUGCCAACUGGAUACCUAUUUCGUCUGUGUAUUAUCAGCCUGAAGUAGUUGCUAUGGACACUGCAAAAAUUUGGAAGAAUUUGACUAGCAGUAAACUUAUAUCCAUGGGGUCCCUAAAAAAUAUGUUCGUCAGUGACAGAAUACCCAACGUUCCGAGUCCAGUAGACAUCAGAUCUGAAGAAAUAUAUGUCAAACCAAACAAAGAUAAUAAACGAGGCAGGUCCAUACCCACCACAGUAGACCAAGACGGAAUCCCAGUGAUACAAGGUGUCCGUGUACCAGACGAUCCUAGCGACAAAAAGACCUGGAGAAAUGCUAGAGUCAUCAACAACAAAUUAGUACCAUAUGAAGAAGGCUAUAAACCACCAAGGGCUAUUGCUGUUGGCGAACUUAUCUAUCCAAACGCUGAAGAAAACGACAAGUCGGUAGAUAAGUCUAUUGGACCAUUCACCAAAGAAGACAAUUUCAAGCCUCCAGGUACCAUCAACAAGAACUCUUUUGGACCUUUUACUGUAAAAGACAAUGACGAUUUAGAUGAGUUGGAUAGAGAAAAGGCGAAAUCUUUUAUCAAGUUCAGUUCUAGUGAACAAGUAACAACUCCAAAAAUAAGUAAUGUAAGGGCAGUAGACAGUGAUCUUGUAGAGUACAUUAAACAGAUUAAUUCAAGAGAAUCGUUGAAGAAUUACUACAGUGGACAGUACAGAGCCAAAGAUAAUGGUGCAACACAGCAGUUCCAACGGAGGAUGUUACAAUACCCUGUAGAUAUAACCUAUCCCAACUCAGCUCUAUAUAGUCCGCAACCGACUAAACUUAGUCCGGUAAACUUCAACGAUGGAGUUAGAACUCCAGUACUUCAGUAUGCUCAUCCAGAACUAGGAGUCCAGCCAGCUAAACCAACCACCGAAGAUGACUACAAAGAGAUGUACAGUGAAAGAAAUACCCAGACGAACCAGCAGCCCUCCUAUGAUACGGGAAGACAUUCCCAAUAUUACAGCAAUCCCAAUAGUUUGGAGUAUCAUAGCCAUAGAAAAGAUGUCCUGAACUACCCCUACAAUACCUACUACAUCGAAACCAAAACCGAGCAACCUUUCUGGUUAAAGAUCACCGAAAGCAUCAGAGACAAAGUCCAUAACGGGUUCCAACAAAUGCAACAGCUUACCAAACCAGUUUUCGAUCCACUUGUUGAAGCUACCCACAAAAUCUCACAAAACUUGGGACUCUCCAACCAGAAUAGGUACGCGCAGGAUAAGGUAGGUGUGCUAGCUCCUGCUGGGGUUUCUGUGUUUCUACCAGCAUUGGGGUUAGUCGCCGGAGGUGCCGCUCUUGGUCUGGGAGCUGCUGCAGUAGGCCGAUAUUUCACUCCAAUAGAACUGCAGAGAUCUCAGUCCGAUGACGUCUACUAUUAUCUCAUGGAUGAUCCCCAAAAUGCCUCUGAAGACCACAAGCGAAUCAAAAGAGGUUUUCAAGACGAUUUAUAUCUUCAAGAACUAACAGCGAGACUAGAAAAGCAAGAACAUUUGCAAAGGUUAAGCUCUACAAACAUUUGGUCAGAUACUCCUUGUUCGAAGAAGGUAUUCUGCGAAGUGAUGCUUCAGCAGAACCCUGACGAGGUAAUCGUUAUGGAGAAGAAGAUGGAGCAGCUUAUUACGUCGUUACAUCCUGAAGUUGCUUUCCAAGCCUCUCAUCACCUCCAAGAAGUCAUGGAAGCCGUCAAACAGAGAAGCUGUAGCCAAUACGUCUGCAGAUUUCCAAUUCUAAUGUCGCCAAAAGCUGCUUGAACAUACUCCACGUACUAGGAUAUUAUUUAUUAUACAUUUAGGUGAAGUUCUGGCAUCGCUUUGAGGCGAUGUUGGAAAAAUUAAAGUAGUUUCUUGUGAAACUUUUUAAUUUUUGGAAUUUCAGAUAAGAAUUGGUGUAUUAACCAUGUGGGCUUUCCCGAGUAGUUGGAAACUGAUAGUUUGGGUUGGAUAGUACGAAUUUAUGAAACCUGCAUGGUUAAAUCCUCACCUUGUUUAGCUAACUGUUUUCUGCGAUUUUUAGAAAGAUACACUGGGUGAAGAAAUGAUCAAAGUCACCUGAUAAAAUGAAAUUUCUUGCAAUG
Messenger RNA from Diabrotica virgifera virgifera (western corn rootworm), 2684 nucleotides. RefSeq lists its product as uncharacterized. The transcript is spliced from 7 exons. The coding region runs from base 259 to 2361 and encodes 700 amino acids. The record is from RefSeq and is a predicted model, not a curated record. Lineage: Eukaryota; Metazoa; Arthropoda; Insecta; Coleoptera; Chrysomelidae.